Molecule: messenger RNA, 6121 nt
Organism: Xyrauchen texanus (razorback sucker)
Lineage: Eukaryota; Metazoa; Chordata; Actinopteri; Cypriniformes; Catostomidae
Product: regulation of nuclear pre-mRNA domain-containing protein 2-like
Biological process (GO): mRNA 3'-end processing
Cellular component (GO): RNA polymerase II, holoenzyme
Molecular function (GO): RNA polymerase II C-terminal domain binding
Source: RefSeq, a predicted model, not a curated record
CUCGAGUGCGAAGCUGCUGGGACAGUGAAAGAAAGAUGGCGGCUGGACCCGGAGCGGCCAGUAGUGGUCACAGCGGUGGCCGCGGCUCAUCGGCCGCUUUGGAAUCAUCGCUGGACCGCCGUUUUCAAGGAGUUACCAACACGAUGGAGUCCAUACAGGGAUUAUCCUCGUGGUGCAUCGAGAAUAAGAAACAUCACAGUCUAAUCGUGCGCUACUGGAUGAAGUGGCUGAAGAAAUCGGAUGCCAAUCACAGGCUCAAUCUCUUCUACCUCGCUAAUGAUGUCAUUCAGAACUGCAAAAGGAGAAACGCUAUUAUAUACCGAACCUCCUUCGCUGACGUGCUACCAGAUGCCGCCCUGCUGGUCAAGGAUGCUAAAGUGUGGAGGUCAGUGGACAGGAUCUUCAGUAUUUGGCAGGAGAGGAAUGUUUAUCCUGAGGAGCUGAUCUCUGAACUGAAGGCCAACCUGCAGAAGAAAGAGGAGAAAGAGAAGGAGAAAGAGAAGGAGAAAGAGAGAGAAAAGGCAAAACAGAAAGAAAAGGCAAAAGAAAAGGCAAAAGAAAAAGAACAGCCCCCUCCUGCCACAGUCAACCCCAAAACUGCCCUGAAGUCUAAAAUUGUUGCAGAGUUUGUGCCACAUGAUUUUAUGGAGCGACUGGUGUCAUUUAAGCGUUCUUUGGAGGAGAGUGAUUUGAGAGAGAAGCAGUUAGCCACACUAAGAUUGGACGUUUGCAGCACUGAAGCCCUCAAGAGAUUGAAAGAUAAAGCAGGAGGAAAUAAGUUUUCCAAGGACUUUGAAGAGGGAAGUACAAAACUGCAGGAGUUUGUGACGUUCCUUGAGGGCCAGAUGAAGGCAGGGCCCCCAAUGCUGGAGGCACUGGGAAACGCAGACAUCUUUUACGAGAUGCAAUACAAAGAGGUCAAAAUUGUCGUCAAUGCUUAUAAGGCUUUUGCCAACCGGGUCAGCAGCCUGAAGCGUAAGCUGGACUCUCUUAAGGCCACACUGCCCAGGCUGGAUGAUUCUUCAGUCCCAUCCCCCUCUGAGGACGUCCCAUCCCCCACCGGCUCAGAGUCACCCUUCCAUGCCAUAAGCUCCAGGAGUGCCGCGAGUACCGGGGAAGGAGGGUUGAAGCUGCAGAGAGACAAUAGAGAUAUUGAGGACAUGGACAUGUCUGAGGAAGAGGAUGCAACAGCAAACAUUGCAACUACUGACGAGAGGAAAGAGAAGUCAUCCCUUCCAUCUGUGUCCAAGACGUCAAAUGCUGCAGCUGCAAAAAGCUCCCAGAUCUCUGUUUCAAAUCUAUCCCAGACUUUAGCAACUCCCACAAAGAUAGUGUCUGGGUCAGCAACCAAUGAGAUACCACCUGCUAACACCACACCCAUCAUUAACACACCUGGACCUGCCCUGGUUUUUAGCCCCUCCCCUCUGCAGGUAAACCUGGCUAAUGUGGAUUUGGGCAAGAUCAGCUCCAUUCUCAAUUCUCUCUCCAAUGCAAUGAAGACCACAGGUGUCAGUCCUGUGUCCCGUCCUUCCCCUGGUACACCCACUACACCAUCUAGCAAUGCCUCCUCUUCCAAAGCCCCACCUUCAACCCCUGGCAGCAUUGCCUCAUCCAGUUCUCUGGCCAGCAUCCUAUCUAAAGUGGAUAUCUGCCCUGGGAGCAUCCUGAAUGUUCUCACUAAAACACAGACUCACACCCCUAAACUGCAGGGUUUGUCUUCUAUCCUUUCCGCAGCUCGUUCUGGCUCACUUAACACCCCAGACACUGUUUCCUCUUCAUCAGCAACUUCUUCCUCUACAGAUGUUGCCCCAGCAGUAACCUCUUCUGCAACUACCCCAACAACCCCCAAGACCCAGAAGCCCACAGCUAACAAUUUAAAGCGAGAAUCUGAGCAAGAGAAAGGGAGAGAGAGGGAAAAGGUGAAGGAGAUGGCAAAAGAGAGAGAUCGAGAAAGGGAAGAUCAAGAGAAGGAGAGCAAGAAAGAGGCAGGAGUCUCUAAUGUGGCACUGCCUAGCUUGGAGUCAAAAAUCAACAGUUUUCUUCAGGGCAAUCCUGGUUUCAGUGCUCUCGGAUUUGGUCUGGAUGACAUGGGCAGCAAUAGCCCCCUCCUCGUCGGAGAAGACAACCUGGACAGUACACCUGUCCGAGAUGAGAGUGGUAGCACGCCCACCCAAGAUGAAAUCAUGGACACACCCCAGGAUGUCAAUGACCCCCAUAGUGCAGGUUCACCCACAGGUCCUAACCUUUCACCUACGGCCUACCACAGUGAACUUUGGGAUGCCGUGAUCACUCCACGUGAGGUUCUUGGAGAGAAUGAACGGAAAGACAGGGAUUACCGCACACCACAAGCCUCAAGACUUGCUGUCUUCAGCCCAAAUGCUACUAAACCAGUAAAGGCAAUGACAAAAACCAAAGAGGAAAUAGGGCUAAAGAGAAAAGUAGUGGGUUUGAACGUUCCAUCAGCUUCUAAGUCGCAAAAUCAGACUGUAAAAGCCAAGAUGGAAGGACCAGGUGGAAAAAGUGCAGCCUCCCGCAAACCAGUUGGUGAAGAUGGGAUGAAGGACAAUAAGAGGACUGCUUCUGCUGACAAUGGAGAGCACUACCAUCGCAUUGAGACUCUUGUUUCUUCGGCCUCCAAUGAGGGAGCACCAAUCGAAACCCUUGAUUACGGCAAUCGCAUCCAGACAGUAGAAAGCAUUCGUGUGAUUGGAAGAGGCUUGAGGAGAGGGAGCACUGCCGGUUCUAGAGUGGGUGGGGCCUGGUAUGAAGACGAGGAGUUUAUGGAAGCCCCACGUACAACUCUUCCUAAUAGCCAAGGCCCUGAUGAUUCUGAGGAGUUGGGACUGGCCCCUCCUGUUCCUGCUCAUCUUCCACCCCUGUUGCAGUACCCACCUCCACCCUACGCUAACGAGAACCCCACCCGACCUUCUCAUGCCAUUCCUCAGCACCAUCCUCCCCCUCCAUUCUUCCCCCCUCCUUCACUUCCUCAUGUCCCACCACCACUUCCACCCAUGCCUCAAGCCCCGCACCCUCCCCGAGACUUCCCUCUUUCCCCAACUUCCACUGUUAUGGUUGGUGGCAUCCUUGUACCCAUAGACCGUAUCCUACCUUACCCACCUGCCAAUCUCCGUCCAGAUGGAGUAGGGCUUGGGCUUGUAAAUGGUGGUAGCGCCUCUCAAAGAGGCAGCAAACCCCAACUCCCUUCCUUGCUGGGAGAACCCCCUCGACCAGGCACAUUGAAAGAGCAGUUCACCCUUCUCCAUGCCCCACCUUUUCAUCGUCCUGGCACCCCUGGAGUGCCCCCACCACUUUUGGGCAGAGUUCGAGAGGGACCCAGCCCCACCCCACCAUCACCCUCCACCCCAACCACACCUAAUCCAUCUCCCUUAGGAGAACCCCGUUCUCUCCUGUCUAUCCCCAACCGCCCACCCAGUAACAACCCAAAUCAGAGAGCCCGUCGCCCCUCAUCUCCUCAGUCCCUUCCCCACUUACCAAACCAGCAUCAAUCGCUCCGUCCCUCUCAGUUCACCAGAGGGUCCCAGCCCCUAUCACCACCCUCUCUUAACCGUGAGCACCUUCUGGCUGGGGUAAAGCGCCCUGCUGCCAGUUUUAGUGGUGGCUCUUUUAACCCACCCAAAAGGCCGUUCUUGCCCCCUCGUUAUUAGCAUCUUUAAUGAGUGCUGAACAUGCUUUACACAACCUGAAUUAAAACAGGCAGUGUAGUAAAAGCUAGCAUCACCUGCAAAUUGCAGCGUGAGACUUCAACUGCAUGUAAAUACAAAUGCACCAACACACGCCCUGCCCAAGAGCAGCCACAUGUUACAGCAUUUCUCUUCUUAGACAAAGAGAAGGUUUCAAAUAACCUAGAGCUUAAAUAGGAGGAGAAUGUGGAGUUCCUGAAACAACCGUGGAAUAUGAAGGAAAUCAAAAGGUGGUUAUCCUGUUCAGUUCUACGUGGUGUAAUUUGAGAGAAUGUUUGCGUUUUGUUGGAUGUAUGGGUGUGUAUGGUCAAAUAACUUUCCUCUGAUUACUUGUAAAUAGAUAUAUUGACUAUUUCUUUCCAUCCAGUAACUGUUUCUUCACUUUCCCACCCUAUAGCCCUUGUUUUUCUUUUGUUUGCAAUGUAAAACACUUGUCUGUUGUUGACAGUUUACAGAUUACUGUUUUUCAUCUGUUAACCUUUACUUUCUCACUGUGAGCAAGAACCAGUGGAUUUCAACUUUUCUUCAUUUAUGAGUGAUUAAAUUAUUAACAUUAUAGUCAUAGACUAAAUGUUGGGCAACCAUGGUGGCUUGUAGUGACCUUUAUGCUGCAUAAAACUAAAAUACAGCCCCUUUGUCAACUUUCAACAAGACGUGAAGAUUUCGGCUCAAACUGCGUACAGUGCAAGCUAACCAAAUGGCAAAGACAUAGCUGCUCAUUAGUUGCCGAGUGCAUUUCAAGAGAUCUCUUGCGUGUUCUCUUUUCUUUUCUUGAGUUUCAGAGUUCUCACAUGUAUUCUGAUUAAUAAAAGCAUUAUGUCGAGAAACGUAAAUGAAAGGAAAGAGACUUUAUUUACAGAUGAUGUCAUACUUUAUUCAAGAACAAAUGUUCCUAAAUAUUUUUAACAACAAUUCUGUUCUCUUCUAAUUCUUAUAACUUGAUGAGGUCCAAUGUGAGCUAACUUACUUAGAUCUGAACAAUAUCAUCGACCAGAAUUUGAGAGAAAAUUCAUUUUGGUUUCAUUAAUUAAUUUUUUUCCCCUGUAUUUUAUAUAUUCAGCUAAGGAGUCAGUACUCUGUCUCUUUGAUUUAAUAUGAUAAGUUUCAACAUUUAUCGUGUACAAAUGUUUGAAAUGUGAGAAUUUGUGAGUUGCACUUUCAGAUUGUGAUGUCACAUUUUUGGAUUGUUUGCAAUCUAAAGCAAUUAGUACUUCUUUUCUUAACAAAAUGCAUAUGCUGCUUGUUAAAAUCUUAUUUCACAAUCUUAAUGUGAAUAAUAUAACCUGUACAUUGUUGUAGUACUCAUGCUUUGUGUAAGAAAGCACUAGAAAAUAUGUUUGCUCUUUCCGUGAAGUGCAGAAAUGUUGAAUAUUUGAGGAGCGUGCAUGGUGUCGUCUUUUGUACAACAUUUGCAUUCACUUCAGAGGCUAUCAGAGAACCUACACACGUAUUUUACUAUGUUUCUAAAGGUAGCUUGCACACAUAUACCUAAUGUGUUAUGUUCAAAUGUACAACUCUAUACAUUGUCACUGCACCACAUAUUUAUUGCUAAAUCCUGCUGUCAAAAUUUCAACCUGUCAUCUCGUCAAAGGAAGAGAUUGCUGUCUGGGUGGAUUAGUUAAACUAAUAUAGUAUUAUCAGAAAACAGUGGCAAAACCCUUAAGGACGUUAUGCUGAAAUGGAAUGACAGACUGUUCUUUUUAGGUUCUAAAACAACCGUUAAACUUUAAACAGAGAUGCCAUUAUGACUUAGAAAGUAAUCCUUGACUCAACUCAUGAUUUUAACCUCUUGAACUUUAGUAAAUAAAGAGUUUGUUCUUUUGUUAACUGCAGACUUAAGAGUUUUAUAGUCAAACUGUAGUGAUAUUGAUUAUUAAUGGGAAGCUACUUAUUAAGAGAUCUGAAAGAUCAGUCAGUUUAAAGUAGUGUGUAAGCACAAGUUCUACUUUUUGUUUUGCAUUUAUAUUUCUACCACUUUCAUUACAAACCACAUAUUAUGGACUAACGAUGGUUUGCUCACCAUGACUGGAAAUACAUACAUGUUGUGCUUGUUAGUGGAUUUUUACUCAUUUAAAAAAAUUGUCAAGAAAAUCUGCACACAUAUCUUAAACAAAAUGUCACAAAAUAAGUUAUUACAUCAGUGAUCCCCACCCCUUUACAUUAUGACAACAUUUAAUAUAAUAGUUAUUUUGUGUGAUACCAUUUUAUUGUAUAAUCAUCAACAUUGUUUUGUGUAUUUUUAUUUGAUUUGUGGACAAGGGCAAGUUGAUUGCAUUUAGCAGAUACCAAAUUUUGCAAACUUGUUGAAUUUGGCUUAGAUUUCCAUCUUGCUUAACACACUUUCCAGUUGAUGCUGAGGAUAAAUCCCACCCUGAACUUCAGUAUUUCACUUGCACCCACAUUUAUUAAAGACACACCAA